AUGGCCACAACGCUUGAAGAUAAAUCGAUUUGGGAGGAUGGUGAAGAAGCUCUAAGCGAGGAGGUACUUCGCAUGCCAACAGACGAAAUUAUUAGCCGUACGAGGCUACUCGACAAUGAAAUAAAGAUUAUGAAAAGUGAAGUCAUGAGGAUCACUCACGAAUUACAAGCACAAAACGAUAAAAUUAAAGAAAACACUGAGAAGAUUAAGGUGAAUAAAACUCUACCGUAUUUGGUAUCAAAUGUUAUCGAACUCCUGGAUGUUGACCCACAAGAAGAAGAAGAAGACGGCGCUGUAGUCGAUUUAGAUUCGCAGAGAAAAGGUAAAUGUGCGGUCAUCAAAACAUCCACACGUCAAACAUAUUUUCUACCAGUCAUUGGUUUGGUUGACGCUGAAAAACUUAAACCGGGUGACUUAGUCGGUGUAAACAAAGAUUCUUAUUUGAUUUUGGAGACACUACCAGCUGAGUAUGAUGCCCGAGUUAAAGCCAUGGAGGUAGAUGAAAGACCAACAGAACAGUAUUCAGAUAUUGGAGGUCUGGACAAGCAAAUCCAGGAAUUGAUUGAAGCUGUUGUAUUGCCAAUGACACAUAAAGAGAAAUUUGUCAAUCUGGGCAUACAUCCACCCAAGGGAGUACUUCUGUAUGGUCCUCCUGGAACUGGCAAGACUUUGUUGGCUCGUGCUUGUGCUGCCCAGACUAAGUCAACCUUCCUUAAGCUUGCGGGUCCACAGUUAGUGCAGAUGUUUAUUGGUGAUGGUGCAAAAUUAGUUCGUGACGCCUUCGCCCUCGCUAAAGAAAAAGCACCUGCCAUUAUUUUCAUAGACGAGCUUGACGCCAUUGGUACUAAGCGUUUCGACUCUGAGAAAGCAGGAGAUCGUGAGGUGCAGCGUACUAUGUUGGAGCUCCUCAAUCAGCUGGAUGGAUUCAGUUCUACUGCUGAUAUUAAGGUGAUAGCAGCUACAAACAGAGUGGACAUCUUAGAUCCCGCCCUUCUUAGAUCCGGUCGCCUGGAUAGGAAGAUUGAGUUCCCGCAUCCCAAUGAAGAGGCAAGGGCGAGAAUUAUGCAGAUUCAUUCACGGAAAAUGAAUGUGAGCCCGGACGUGAACUUCGAGGAGUUGUCUCGGUCAACGGACGACUUCAACGGUGCACAGUGUAAGGCGGUGUGCGUGGAGGCCGGUAUGAUAGCGUUGCGCCGCUCUGCGUCUUCUGUCACGCACGAGGACUUCAUGGACGCUAUCCUUGAGGUGCAGGCCAAGAAGAAGGCUAACCUCAGCUACUACGCCUGA
Molecule: messenger RNA, 1287 nt
Organism: Parnassius mnemosyne (clouded apollo)
Lineage: Eukaryota; Metazoa; Arthropoda; Insecta; Lepidoptera; Papilionidae
Source: the annotation of a GenBank genome assembly